Messenger RNA from Theileria annulata, 870 nucleotides. RefSeq lists its product as uncharacterized. The record is from RefSeq and is a predicted model, not a curated record. Bases 1 to 870 code for a protein of 289 amino acids. Gene Ontology annotation, molecular function: ubiquitin protein ligase activity. The transcript is spliced from 3 exons. Gene Ontology annotation, biological process: protein ubiquitination. Gene Ontology annotation, cellular component: cytoplasm. NCBI's taxonomy places the organism in Eukaryota, Apicomplexa, Aconoidasida, Piroplasmida, Theileriidae.
AUGGGAAACCUAAAUUCUAAAUCUCCAAGAAAUAAUUUAGAAUUCGAAGUCUUAGAACAGGAAAUAAUCCCAACGGAUAAUCAAUAUAUUCUAGAUGAGAGUUUUGAUCCUCCAGAAUAUAUAAAACCAGUAGAUAAUUUUGUAAUUUCAAAAUUGGAACACAAAAAAACAAUUUUCCUACUCAAAACCGUAACGGUUAAUCCUUACCCGGCUUGUAAUAAAUUUUCGAUCUGUUUUGAAUACGACACGGCUGAACCCUGCACGGUUAUUUUUAAAUUCGGACAAAAACAUAUGGGAUUAAAUAAUGGCAUUCCAAGGUAUUUUAUAAACAUAAAUGUUAUAAAUUUUAGUUUUUCUAAACCAAAUCGCAUUAGCAAGGAAUUUAAUUUGGAAGUCGGAACUAAUAAGAAGUUUGAAUUAAAAUAUUCGUAUUUGCUCCGACUACGUAAUGUUACCUUGGAAACCGCCUCCUUUACAACUGAGCGUAAAUUUGUGCCGAUUCUGAUCGUAAUUAAUUCGUUGAAUAACGACUUUACCUAUUUUGCAAUGUGCGGCUUAAAGAAAGACUUAAACGGGAAGUGGCAUAUUUAUGUAACCAAGAGAAGGAUUAAGGUUGGAUCGUGCGGCUAUUUGGUUCAGGAAGUAUAUGGAUUGAACGAGUCGGAAUAUGGAAUCAAGAAAGAUCAAAAGGAUGAACGGAUUAGAAAUUGUGCAAUUUGUCUAGAAACGCCUUCAAACACUAUUCUGCUUCCCUGUAGUCACAUAUGUCUCUGUUCUGAUUGUUCCAAAACAGUUUCAAUCCAGUUUGGAGCAUGCCCUAUGUGCAGAAGCGUCGUGAACCAGAUUCUACACAUUAACCAACAAAGUUGA